AUGAGCGGCUACUACAACGAAGACAACAAAUACCCGCCCCAGGAGGGCUACCACCACCAACAGCAGGGCGGCUCCGCCAACUCCUACUACGAGCAGGGCAACAACGACCAGUACCGCACACAAUACCAGCAGCCGCCGCCGCCAUACGGCCAGGAGGGCCAGCACAACAACUACGGCCAGCAGCAGAACCACGGUCAACAGGGCUACGGCCAGCAACAUGAAGGCUACGGCCAGCAAGGCCACGGACAACAGGGCUAUGGCCAGCAGGGCUACGGCCAGCAGGGCUUUGGCGGCGAGCCCCAGGAGGGCGAGCGAGGCCUGAUGGGCGCUCUGGCAGGCGGUGCCGCCGGAGCCUUUGGCGGUUCCAAGUUCGGCGGCCAGGCCACCGGCCACGCCAAGACCAGCGGCGUUGUCGGUGCCAUCGUCGGCGCCAUUGCCGGCUCGAAGCUGCAGGACGGCGUUUCCGACUGGCGACACGAGCGAAAGGACGAAAAGCAGGACGCAGAGCGCUGGGAGGCCGAGCAGCGGCGAAGACGCGAGGAGGAGCGAUAUGAGGAGCGCAGACACCGCAGCCGGUCUCGAAGCCGAUCCCGCAGCCACUCUCGCCGGCGUCGUUCGCACAGCCGCUCCAGCAGCAGCUCCAGCGGCUCGUCGCAUCACCGCCGGCGCUCGGGCUCCCGGUCUCGCGGUCAUACCAUUACCGUUCAGCAGGGAGAGACGCUGCGUGGCAUUGCGGCCCGCUAUGGAACGUCUUAUGAGGAGAUUGCGAGACACAAUGGCAUUGAUAACCCGGAUAUGAUUUACCCUGGUCAGGUUCUCCGGGUGCCUGGACGGCAUUAG
Molecule: messenger RNA, 840 nt
Organism: Trichoderma gamsii
Lineage: Eukaryota; Fungi; Ascomycota; Sordariomycetes; Hypocreales; Hypocreaceae
Product: CVNH domain-containing protein
Exons: 1
Coding region: 1-840 (279 amino acids)
Cellular component (GO): outer membrane
Source: RefSeq, a predicted model, not a curated record